Messenger RNA from Vespa crabro (European hornet), 7700 nucleotides. Its product is annotated as tetratricopeptide repeat protein 14 homolog. The coding region runs from base 170 to 3916 and encodes 1248 amino acids. Lineage: Eukaryota; Metazoa; Arthropoda; Insecta; Hymenoptera; Vespidae. Gene Ontology annotation, molecular function: protein binding. The transcript is spliced from 19 exons. The record is from RefSeq and is a predicted model, not a curated record.
UGCCGAUGAGUCGUACAACGUUUGCUAGAUCGUGUGAACGCAGUUGUUUCGUCAGCGACGAUGCAGCUUAGUGGACCGUGAUAUUUUCAGAAAUUUCAUAGUCAGAUCGUCGGAACGUAAUUCUCGAGCAACGUCUUACAGGUUAGGUUGCUCUAUUUCCUGAGUCAAAAUGGAAUCAAUGGACGCGCGCCUUGUUGCGCAGGCAUUAAACUACCAUGGUCAGCAGUUGCAGAAAGUGUGGGAAGGAGAACGCAACGAGAAUGAGUUGGCUAUGCUCAAUCUCAAGGAACCCAAUUUUGAAAUUUAUCAACAGAGACAGAAAACACUUAGCUUCGGAGAUAGAGGAAAAAGACUGAAGCUUCAGCAAUUCCUCGCUAAGAAAGCAGAUGCUCUUUAUGAUAAAGCAAAUCUUGAGAAGACUAUAGAGCCUAUUAAGCAAGAAUUAGGAGAUGAAGAAUUUUAUGCAACAAUGCCAGGACUCGAUACUUUUGUCACUAUGGAAAAGUCUCAACGUAUCAGAAACUUCUUGGAAAGUUUAGUUGUCGGAGAUGUAAUUUAUGCACAAGUGAUGAGUAAAAGUGCUCCUGGUCUUCUUCUGAAGGUUCUUUGCAACUGCUCUGAUUGUCCUAGAGUUGUUACUGAGUUAGGAGUAAAGGUUCUAAUAUUGAAUACGGCCACUGUGCCGGCGGUGGACAAGAAAGGUGUUACAAGAGGCUACAUGGCAAAUGAUCUCGUCUGCGUCGUAGUCAGUGAAGUUAACGUUGAGGCGGAACGAGUCGUUGCAGUAAUGAACAUGCCUGCCCGCGAGGGCCAAGCCCCACAUCCACCUAUGGGUCUUAUUCAUUCUGAUGAUCUUCCAGAAGCUUAUAAGAAAGCUGUGGACAACAAAGGUCAGAGUUAUGAAACGCUCUUGGAGAAUAGUACUGGCUUCAACAACCCAAACAACAUAAAAUAUCUUUGUGACUUGAUGGGUCUAGGGCAAGAAAAUCAUUCUAACAUGGUUGGCCUAAGAGAACGUUUCCCUCCCAAUGAAUAUGCAUCAGAAUUGAGACAGGCACAAGCAAGCAAGUGGGCAUUCCGAAGUGUUGCCGAAGGAAUAGAUCACUUCAAAGCUGGCCGCCAUUCUGAAGCCUUUCAGUGUCUUAAUAAAGCACUAUCAGUUGACCCAAGAAAUGUUGAAGGCUUAGUUGCUAGAGGAGCAUUGUACGCGAACAGCGGUAGUUUCAAGAAAGCGAUCGACGAUUUUGAAACUGCUUUGAAACUGAAUCAAACUCAUGCGAAUGCUCGUAAAUAUAUGGCCGAAACUCUGGUAGCACUUGGACGCAGUUACGAAGACGAAAAGAAAUAUGAUGAAGCUCAGAAAGCUUAUGAAAAUUGCUUAGCCAUAGCACCAUAUCAUGAAGAGGCACGAAAUUCUAUCGAAUAUAUCAAAUCAAAGACUCUAACGUCUUCUUUGAAUCCCCUUGAUACGUUUAAAAGUUUCGAAACUGAAAACGACGUUGGCGACAAUAAAAAGGAGAAAAAGAAACGUAAGAAGGAAAGAAAAUCUCGAUCAAAAAAAAGACAAAGAUGGAGCUCCAGUUCUAGUUCGUCAUCGAGUGGAUCAUCGAGUACAUCUAGUUCGGAUUCGAGCAGUUCCUCGUCUUCUGGGAGUUCGCGAUCUGCAUCUCGUUCGCCAAGCAGAAAACGGAAACAUAAGAAAGAUCAUCGUGGAUCACUUUCGCCUCUUAGCAAGCGAAUGGCUCAAUACAACAAUCCUCCAGCUGCUACAACCGCCGCUCAUGAUGUAAUUGCACCGGUUUCUUAUAAUGCCAAUACUCGGGAAAAGAUGGAUGAUUAUGAAAUUAAAGUGCGCAAGUUUUUGGAACAAACCAAGGAUGAUUCAGAUUACGAAGAUAAGGUAAGGAAGUUCUUGGAAGAAACUGCAAGAUGGAAGAGAGAAAGGGAAAAGGAAAAGAAGCAUUCGGAAAGUGAAAAAAUGAAGAAAAAGAAGAAAAAGGAGAAGAAAGGAAAGGAUAAGGAAAAGGAGGAUAAGAAGAGUAGAAAGAAGAAGAAGAAAGAGGAACGAAAGAAGCGUAAAAAUAAGGAUAAACUUGAAAGAGAUUUGGAGGCAUUGAAAAAGUCGUCUUUACCAGAUUUGGAACAACUCGAAUCGAAACUAAAUGCUUAUUAUGCGAAAGUUGAAAAAGAAACAGCUGUCCUAAAAAGGUAUGUAGCACAGUAUAAUGACAUACCUUCCCCUCUUAGCAACGCGGAGAAGCUCGCGGAGAGCUCACGCAGGGAGGAGGAACUACGUAGAGAGAGGGAAAGGGAGAGAGAUGAGGCAUCAAAAGCGUAUCAUGAACGAGAACCCAGAAUACCUAUGACCGCUCAGCAGCGUAAAGAAAUUCAGAGGAAGCCUUUAACGGACAUUUUUGAACAAGAGUCACAGUUAAUUCAUCCUGAACCUAAAGUACCUACUUUAGAUACAGCUGCGUUAAAUGCUAAAUGGAAGGCUGCUCAAGCGGCUAGUGACGAAGACGAUGACAACGAGUUAGAGGAGAAACUGCAGCGAGCAGCAUUAGAAAAGUCAUUGAAUAUUCGCAAACAGAUGCAACGAGAAUUGGCGGAGAAGAGAGCAGCAGCUGCCCAACCGAUGUCUGCCCCUACACCACCGCCACCAUUACCUAAGGAACCUCCGAUACCGAAACAAGCACCAGUGAAAUAUCCUACUCCGCAACCGCAGAACAAGUUUCAAUCUUACAAGGACCCUACUAUAUCAGUACCUCAAGGUACACCGAAUAAGUUCAGCUCCGGCAGCAAUCUCGGUGGUAAAUUCCAACCGAUUGGUCAAUGUCCUGGAAGUGGAGGUGGCCAUCCACCGGAACCUCCGCGUCCACCGCCACCAGCAAAGAAUCAGAAUCAGGCUAAAGGGCCAAGAACGGAUUCCGAUAGUGAGACUGAUCGACAGCACAGACAGACGCCUAAGAAACGCGAAUCAAGUGGUAGAGGAGGUGGUACGGUUUCCAAGAGAAUGAGCAGAGACAGACCAGGAAAGCGUUCUCGUAGUAGAUCUCGCAGUGCAUCCAGUUCUGGUUCCUCGAGAUCUCGAUCUCCAAGGCGAACACGUUCGCGUUCUUAUUCCAACAGAAGAUCCGGCAGUUACGAAAGAAAAUACAGCCGUUCGCCGUCCGGUACAUAUAGUCGAUCAAGGUCAAGAUCACGAUCAAGAUCUUAUACUAGGAGUCGUAGUCGCAGUAGGUCCGGCGACAGAGGCUAUUAUCGCAAGAGACAGUUUCGUUUGUACAAUAAUCGUGGGACUUAUUACAAGCCACGCUUUCAAGGCUUUAACAAUCCUAAUCAUCGUGGCGGUGGCAAUAACUUCCAAAACAGAAAUCGAUUCUACAAUAAUCAACACAACAAUCGUUUCGGCAAUAGACGUGGCGGUGGAUUCAACAAUCGCGGCGGUGGACGUGGACGUGGUGGCAACCGUGGUGGUAGAUUUUUCCACGGUAAGCAGGGCUUCCGCGAUUUCAGGGACAGGCGAGACUUUAGAGAUCGUCGGGCAGUAUCACGCGAUAGAUAUAGCGAUCGCAGUUAUUCACCCGAUCCAAUGAGAAAGGUUGACGAAGCCAAAGAGAAAAUCAACAAGAUGCUCGAAGGCGGUGACGACGUAAUGGAUCAUCAGCAAGGUGCCGGAGGAUCAAGCGUUCCUCCCAAUAAGAGACAAGAUGGACCUCUGAGCGAGGGCGAAGAACGCGAUGAUGAUGACUACGAGAGGUGGGGAGAGGGAGAGGGGGGCGACGCGGCUAACAAGAGCGAGGAAGUUGGAGCUGUCGACGAUAACCUGGAAGGCAAGGAGUACUUCAUUGAACGCAUGAAGCAGCGAAGCAAGAAUGUAUUAAUGCAGAGAGCCCUUGCAGCUAAGAUUUGGUAGAUAUGCGUGCCGUUGCCGACGCUGUUUCUUCUCUUCUCCUUCGUCUGUGAUAUUCUCUAUUUCCUCACGUUGGCUGUGCCUAGUCACCAGCGAUCGACCAAUUCACGUGAGAUAAUCUUUUAUAAUUUUUCGUACCGAUAACGUGCGGUACAUAUACAUAAAUAUUAUCAAGUAAUAAAUAUCACGGACGUUAAUUAUUGAAAUUAUUAACUGGCGGCCAUUAUGAUCGUUAAGAAUCCUUUUAUCUUAAUUACCAACGAACUCUUUCUCGUUCGUCCUUUUUUGCGGAUAUAUCAUUAAAUGUAUAAUAUCGAGACGAUCGUGUAUAGUUUAUUAUUAUAUAUCUACGUUUCAUCCGUAUUCGUAAAUAAAAUCGUACGAGACAGUCUUUUGCUCGGUUUUGCAAGAGGAAACCCAAAACUACUACUACUACUACUGCUACUACUACUAGUACUAAUAUUACUAUUAACUAUUAAACUACUACUAUUAUUACUACUACUACUACUACUACUAUUACUACUAUGUUAUAUCUUAUAUAUAUGUAGCGAACGUGUGAAUGCGCUCGAUAUAUUAUAUAUCUAUCGUAAUAAUAACGGGAAAAAGAAUUCAUUCGUAUCGAACUUUGAAGACUCUCGCUACGGAUCGUCGAGGAUAUAAUAUAUGUAUACCAUGUUUCUACGGAGUAAGAAAUCGGAUGAUCAUUAUUUUAGCAAACUACAUCGCGAAUUUUCUUCUUUAACUUUCUUCAAACGUAGUUCGUAAGUUGUAUGAUAUGCCGUUUUCUUUUUUUCUCUCUCAUUUUUUUUCCUUUUUUUUUUUUUUCUCUUUUUCUUUUCUUCUUCUUCUUCCCUUUUUCUUUUUCUUUUUUCUUUUUCGAUCACAAUGGAAACGUCAAAUUUGGCUCUGGGUUUGAUUCUUAUCUCGCGAGUGGCUUUUCAUAUUACAUCUAUCAAUAUAUAUAUAUAUAUAUAUAUAUCAUCUUAUCAGAAACUCUUUCUUUAUUAAUUUAAAAUGAUUUAUUAGAUUUCGUUUGUACAUUUCUUAACAAAUGUGAAAACUCGUUACGACAAAAAAAAAUAAAAAAUAAAAAAUAAAAAGAAAAAAAAAACAUCUAAGCAUAAUCAAAAGAAACAAAAACAAAAAAAAAAAAUAGAAAGAAAGAAAGAAAGAAAAAUAAGUCAGUUGAUUUAUGCAGAUCAUAAAGUAAACGAUUUUAUCAUUAAUUAUUCUUGACAAUUCAAUAACAAUUUUAAUUGUUUCAUGAAAGAUCAUGUAUUAUUGGACCCCCUCUCCCCUUACCGUUGCGCGCGGUUUUAGAAUUUGCGAUACAUUCUGCGUUGUUUUGCUCAAAUACAAAACAAACUAUGCAUAUUUAGAAUGAUAGUCAUUUUACUCCUUUGAUCGCGUGAUCUUAUUAGAGCGUCCCUUUGCAGAUAUACGUUUCAUUAAGGAAAAAAAAAAAUAAAAAAAAAAAUAAUAAAAAAAAAAAAAAUAAUAAAAAAAAAAGAAAGAAAAAAAAAUACAAACCUUGUUACUAUUUCCUUCUCUUUAAUACGAGAGCGCUUAUUUUAAGAUAUAUUACAAAUAAUUUACGUAGUAGGACACAUAUAUGUUACAUGUAAACGAGUUGCUGUACAAUUCAAUCAUCCAAAAAAAUAUAUAUAAUUGUAAAACUACAAAGAGAGAAAGAGAGAGAGAGAGAUCAAUGUCAUUGAUAUUUAUGUUUAUCCACCAUAUAUAUAUACACAUAUUUAUAUAUAUUUUACACAACAGAGAAGAAUUUACGGUAUGUGAUAUAAUAAAAAUUAAUAAUUUUUUUUUUUUUUUUUUUUUUUAAUUAUGCGUGUCUUACACAAUUAUAAAGAUCGUUAUCUUAAAAAUAUGCAUGUGUAUAUAUAUAUAUAUAUGUAUGUAUGUAUAUAUAUGUGUAUAUAUAUAUAUAUAUAUAUGUGUGUAUAGGUUUAAAUCAGAGAUUUUCAAAAUUUAAUUAAAUAUUAGAAAAUUUGAGAAUAACUUAAAUGUUUAUUAGAAGUGUUUCAAAGUCGAUUUACCAUAUUUCUGUAUAAAAUUUUUUUCUCUCAGAGCUCGUACAUCUAUAUAAAAAUUAAUUUCAAAUCCUUUUAUAUCAGAAUUAUUAUUUUCGACAAAUUAUUAGAUAUUUGAUCGAGUAAUAUGAUGAUUUUCGUGAAUAAUGAUCGUUUUUGUAAAGUACAUAUUUCGAUACGUAAAAAAAGUUUGGAAAGAUCUUAGAUUUAAACGAUUCUCGAAAUAUAUCGAUACUUAUCGUUACGCGUUCGUAUAUUAUUUUUUGUACUUCGAUAAGACAGUUAACGACGUAUUUUGUGAAGGAAAACAAAAAAAAAAAAAAAGAAAACGAAAAUAAGUAAAGGUAUAUCUUAAAAAAUGUAUCUUAUUAUUUCGAUAAUCGAUAGAUAAAAAAAAAAUUAUCGAUUACGCGUAUAUCGAUCACAAGUAAUCAUGCAUUAUUGGUUAUAAUCGUUCGUCAGGAAAUAUCAUAAAAAUAAUAUUUCUUUAUUGAAUCUCUCGGAUUCGCACUAUUUUUGAAAGUGAACAUGCGUAUUUCGCGCCUUAUGGCGUCGGUAGCUGGCGUUGACGGGGGAGAGGGGGAAAUGGUAGCGCGGAAUAUGAUAACGUUUUCGAGUCGCUUCAGUUUAGCGUCGACCUUCACGUGCGGGAGAUGGUCUAAGCAUUUUUUGUUAUUUUUUUUUUUUUUUUUUGUAUAUCUAAUAUUCGGUGAUAUUUUUAAUUUGUAUUAUUAUUAUUACUCAAGUUUUUCGUAUAAACAAGAAGGAUCACGUUAGUAACGAUAAUCGUUUGAUUUAAUUACGAUUUUACGUUUGACUUGUUGAAGUGUAAAAAACGACGAGUUAACCUUUUCUCGUGUUUCACGUUAUAUAUAUAUAUAUAUAUAUAACAACUAAUGAGUUCCAAAUUGGUAAUGAUAUACGUUAAUAAUCUUAUAACAAUUAAUUUCAUGUUCGAGAUACGAAUAAAAUUAAAUUGAAUUAAGAUUUUUCAUCAAAACUGUGUAAUAAUUUCGCACUUAGUGCAUUUUUUUUUUUUUUUUUUCUUUUUUUUUUUUUUUCUAAUGAUGGCAAUAAGAGAAAGGAGAUUCAAAUUUUCGUUAAAGUUUCUCUUAAAUUUCUCUAUACGAGAUAAUUCAUAUAAAAUUAUUUUCUUUUCUUUUGUCCAGUUUGGAACUCUUAGUUCACGAUAUCAAUUUUUUUUAUAUAGUGAAUAUGUGUGAAGUGAUUAUAUGCAAAUGUGAAAUUACGUAUACACAACGUGGAUACAGGAUAAUUCCGUUUAAACAACGUUCUUAGAGCCGUUAAGGAAGGGAACCGAGAGAAAAAGAAAACGGUGUAUCUUCAAGGUGCUCGAGUCUCAGAAGCUUUGCGGCACGAGGAAUCGCACGAUCUGCGACUUGUUGCAGCAGCAGCCUAUUCGUAACAUUUUCUCUUUCUCGCACGAUUCACGUGAAACAUCGUUUCUAACUGAAUUGCUUCUGAAAAAUGAUGCCACGGACGGGGUCUGAAAGUGAUCGAAAAAUGUUGAAUCCAGAAACCGGUUGUUAUUCGGAAUCCGUACGAGCAUGAACCGGCAUACUGUGCGCUGAUACACCACGCGAAGCUGCCCCAGCCCAGAACCAGUUAUAAACAUAUGAUUAAGCUCGUUUUAAUAAGUUUUUAUGUAGAUCUUUACGCGUAAGGAUGUACCUAUAAUAAAAAAGUAAGUGUUGAAUAAACGAGAUGCGUUAAGAAGA